AUGCUAAAAUCCGUACAGGGACUGUGGAAAGAUUUUUUUGGAAUACGAGAUGAUGGCAGGAAACGAGAAUACGGGUCCCUUGAUGAAGUGAGAAAACGAUCUGCCUUAAGGAGCAGAAGAAAGCAGAUGCGUCCUACGGGUAAAAGCGUUCUAAAAAGACCUAGAAAGGUGACAGAUAGGAAAACUGAAGAAAAAAUUCGUACUAACAGGAGGAAAACACCCAAACGAAGGUUAACAAAGAUAUUCCAGACAAUCAGAGAUGUUUUUUCCAAUGAUAAUGAAAAUAUGAGCAAGAUGCAAAAUGUUUGUGGCGACAUGACUAGAAUUUUGAAGAAGAGAUCCCAGGGAAGACCUUCUUAUAUGGACACAGAUACAGCCAAAUCUAGGAUCCUAAGGAGUGAUGCCUUUAAGAGAAAGAUAUCGGAGUUGAAAUACAAUAAGCAACGGAUCAGUGAACUAAGAAGUGGUAGUUCUGACGGGUCGAGUGGAAAAGAUAGAAAUCAAUCAUUAUACUUAGAUAGAGAAAUUCUUCUACAGCGGCAAAUUAAGAAAAGAGAUGAGAAAAUAAAAGCCUUGGAAAGCAAGCUACAAUCAUUACAAGAAGCAUUGAAUUACUCAAAUGAGAAGUACAGGAUUUUGGAGGAUUUACUAGAUUCUUCAAACAUUCAUCCAUCAUACACCAAAUCUAGGAGAACCAUGUCUAAUCUAGCUAGAGAAAACGAUGAGAUUAAGCCCUUGAAAAUUGAUCUUUCCCCGUCUCCAAUAAGAAGAACGAAUUCAUUAUUCACUUCCAGCCCCAUGAAAACAUAUAAUCGGGAUGGAAAUAUACCAGAGAUGCAGCCGUUACAGGAAAACAUAUCUCCCGCCUGUCCCACUCCACCCUAUCGUUCAAGGGAAACUGAAAAAGAGGAUGAAACACUUUCACCAAUCUCAGUGGACUUUUCAAGUUAUUUAUCUUAA
Saccharomyces cerevisiae S288C is the source of this 960-nucleotide messenger RNA. It is a transcript of the gene NBP1, whose product is annotated as Nbp1p. The transcript has a single exon. The coding region runs from base 1 to 960 and encodes 319 amino acids. NCBI's taxonomy places the organism in Eukaryota, Fungi, Ascomycota, Saccharomycetes, Saccharomycetales, Saccharomycetaceae. The record is from RefSeq and is marked reviewed.